Molecule: messenger RNA, 1300 nt
Organism: Camellia sinensis
Lineage: Eukaryota; Viridiplantae; Streptophyta; Magnoliopsida; Ericales; Theaceae
Product: SEC14 cytosolic factor
Source: RefSeq, a predicted model, not a curated record
UUUUUGGGGAAGAAGGGAGUAUUUAUAAAUUCAAAUUCUGGGUUUGAACUCACUGCUAAUUUGCUGUGACCAAACAUGGUGAUUGCAACCGAAGAUUUGAUCAAGCAGUUUCAAACAAUGAUGAAAGAAAUUGAUGAACCACACAAGAUUUCCUUCAAGAAUAUGCAUCAAGGAUAUCCAGCUGAAAAUUUGGUGCGGUUUCUCAAAGCAAGAGAUUGGAAUGUUCCCAAAGCCCAUAAAAUGCUGGUUGACUGUUUAAACUGGAGGACACAAAAUGAAAUUGACAAUAUAUUAGCGAAACCAAUAAUCCCCACUGAUUUGUACAGAGCAGUGCGCGAUUCACAGUUAAUAGGAAUGUCAGGUUACUCAAAAGAGGGUAUCCCAGUCAUCACUUUUGGUCUCAGCACAUUUGACAAAGCAUCUGUUCACUACUAUAUUCAGUCACACAUCCAGAUGAAUGAAUAUAGGGAUCGUGUACUAUUGCCAUCUGCUACUGAGAAGUUUGGACGGCAUAUUAAUACCUGUGUGAAGGUUCUGGAUAUGACUGGUCUAAAGCUUUCCGCACUAAACCAAAUCAAGCUACUUACUGCUAUAGCCACCAUUGAUGACCUGAACUAUCCCGAGAAGACAGAUACAUAUUACAUUGUUAAUGCACCAUACAUAUUUUCAGCUUGCUGGAAGGUUGUGAGGCCUCUUCUGCAAGAAAGAACAAGGAAGAAAAUUCAGCUGCUGCCAGGUAGUGGGAAAGAUGACUUGUUGAAGAUAAUGGAUUACGAGUCUCUCCCUCAUUUUUGUAAAAGAGAAGGCUCCGGAUCAUCUCGCCAUUCUAGAAAUGGAACCGCAGAGAAUUGUUUCUCAUUGGACCAUCCCUUCCAUCAACAGCUCUACAAUUACAUCAAGCAGCAGGCUGUGCACAAGGCGGCACCAAUCAAACAGGGGUCAUUCCAUGUCAAUUAUCCUGAACCGGACCCAAAAGAUGUCAAAAUCGCUGAAACUAUAGAAUCCGAGUUUCAAAGGUUUGGGGGUCAGAUUGGGGGUCAGAAUGGCCUUUCCGACUCACUCCGCGGGGUUAAGAUUAACAGUGAUUGAAAGCUCGAGGAAAACGAAAAUGAGCAUUUUCAGUUACUAUCUGUAUUAAUAUAUGUAGCUUUUAAUACGAUACAAGCAAAUUGCUUGUAACUUUCACAUAAUAACCACCUAGGUGUGGAUUAACUGUAUUAUUAUUUAUUAAAAAAAAAAAAAUUGUAGGAAUCACGAAUCUAAUUGAAAGGUUCUUAACAGCCAAUUUCAUUUGCUAGAA